GGCUCUCCUCCCACGGGGGCGGGGAAGGAAGAUGGCGGCGCCCAGCAGCCGGUGAGGAGAGAGGACACGGGGGACCCCGGGGAGCGGCCGGACUCGUGCGGUAUGGCCGCAUCCCCGCACACUUUCUCCUCACGCCUCCUGACAGGUUGGGUGGGAGGAUGUGUCUGGUAUCUGGAAGGAAGAGCUAUGCAGGAAUCCCCUCGCGAGUUCAUCCGUCUUUUCAGGAGCAUCCGUAAGCAGUGGAUGACAUUUCAACACUUUACCUUCCUCAGGCGCAUGUAUGUCACACAACUGAACAGAAGCCUCAACCAGCAAGUCAAACGGAAGCCAGAACCCACGGUGUCCCCUUUCCUUGAGAGAAGCUCUUUGGCUCAGACCAAAGCAGAGACCUGUGCAAUGAGACCUCUUCCACCCCCCCACCUACCUUUAUCCAGAAAGCCCAAUGAUAAAGAACUGCUGGAACUGGAAUCGGCCUCCGUAAUUGAGGGCUCACUCGAUGUGGGAAGAGAGACCAAGGAUGAAAAGCAGUGGAAAGAGAUGAAACUCCAUCUGGAUGAUUUGCCAGGAAUCUUGGCUCGGCUGUCCAAAAUCAAACUCACAGGUACAUUGCUUUUCCCGUAUCGUCACAUUCUUGCUUAAAGCCUUACUUGUGGUCAGAUGCCGCCGCCCCCAAAGGAAUAUCUUCAAACUGCUGAUCCUCCAUUGGUGGUUUUUGCUCUCUUCAGCGUAAUUGAGAUUUAAAACCAAGUUUUCCAAACUCCGUUUACACGGAACUGUAAAUGGUUUUGCACCAAACGCGUGGUACUAAAACUAGUCUCUCUCUUACUUGCAAUUAAAGUACAAUGCCUGUCCUGCA
Messenger RNA from Herpailurus yagouaroundi (jaguarundi), 856 nucleotides. Its product is annotated as protoheme IX farnesyltransferase, mitochondrial-like. NCBI's taxonomy places the organism in Eukaryota, Metazoa, Chordata, Mammalia, Carnivora, Felidae. Bases 103 to 639 code for a protein of 178 amino acids. The record is from RefSeq and is a predicted model, not a curated record. The transcript has 3 exons.